Molecule: messenger RNA, 1521 nt
Organism: Oldenlandia corymbosa var. corymbosa
Lineage: Eukaryota; Viridiplantae; Streptophyta; Magnoliopsida; Gentianales; Rubiaceae
Source: the annotation of a GenBank genome assembly
AUGGAGGAGGAAUCAACUCCAUUGCUCUCAAACUAUUCUUCAGAUGAUGUUGAACCCUCCAAAGCAGACAUUCUUGAUGAUUUUAUUGAAGAGUACAUUGGAGGAUUCAGAUGGUCACAAGCUUUACAAGUCAUCCUGAUUUCAAUGGCUUCCUUCUUUGAGGCUCAGCAAACUUUCAUAACUAUUUUCGCGGACGCCAAUCCCUCUUGGCACUACACACAGGGCACUUCCAACAGUACUGCUUGUAAUUCAGGAUCAAACAUAUGCAAACUUCCAGCAGAUUCAUGGCAAUGGGACCGGCCAGCCCGGACAUCUAUCAUAUCUGAUUGGUCCCUCCUGUGUACCAGCAACAAAAUCCUUGCAGGCCUACCAGCAUCAUCAUUCUUCAUGGGAUGUCUCCUUGGAGGAAUCAUUCUCAGCUUCCUUGGAGACUCACUCGGUCGAAAGAAGCUAUUAAUUCUCUCAUGUUUGACCAUGUCUACUGCUUCUAUCUUCACUGCUUUCUCCAACAACAUAUGGAUCUACUCGGGUUUCAGGGCUGUAAGUGGUUUAGGCCGCGCUGCUAUUGGAUCAUGCGUCCUGGUUUUAACAACAGAGAGUGUUGGAAAGCAAUGGAGAGGAAAGGUUGGAGUUGUGGGCUUCUUGUGUUCAACGCUUGGUUAUAUGUCCUUACCUGCUAUAGCUUAUAUGGCUAGGGAUUAUUCAUGGAGAAGUCUCUACCUCUUAACAUCUGCGCCAGCAAUUGUUUAUUGUAUGUUGAUAGAGUUCUGUGUUUAUGAGUCACCAAAAUGGUUACUUGAACAAGGUAGAGUUCGCGAAGCUGUGGCAGUUCUCAAUGCAAAUCUAGAUCCUAACCGCAAGAACUUGAGCUUUUCGGCAGACAAUAUCAGGCAAAACACUCUGAACAGGCCAGAGAGUACAGGAGGAGCUCCUAACCCAUCUCUGCUGAAAAUUAUGUCAGACAGGAGCAUCAUUCAACAGCUGACAAUGGCUAUGCUCAUCGGAUUUGGCAUUGGAUUGAUUUACUAUGGCACACCAUUAGGUCUCGGGAGCUUUGACUUUAGCCUCUACCUGAGUGUUGCUUUUAGCGCCAUGUUGGAGAUUCCGUCAGCAGUGUUGACAUUCUAUUUGGCUAGAUGCAGGCGAAGGACUUCACUUCUGGCAUUAAGCACCAUAAGUGGUGGAUGUGGUAUUAUCUGUAUCUUAGUUAAGAGAUGGGUUUGGCUGCAAAUUGGACUGCAACUCAUGUCCUUCUUUAGUGCCUGUGCAGCAUUCAACUUGUUGAUGAUUUACACAGUAGAGUUAUUUCCCACAACUAUCAGAAAUUCUGCAGUGUCAAUAGUCUGGCAAGCCAUAGUGUUCGGUGGAGCAAUCAGUCCAUUGGUGAUUGCCAUUGGUGAAGGCUACAGCAAGAUUUUACCACACUUUCUGUUUGGAGUAAUGAUUUUCAUAUUCGGGCCACUAGUUCUAUUCCUUAAAGAAACCGUGGUUUGUUCACGAUGUGUAGAAGAUAGAGUUUAG